Coffea arabica (coffee) is the source of this 1118-nucleotide messenger RNA. RefSeq lists its product as uncharacterized. The record is from RefSeq and is a predicted model, not a curated record. Lineage: Eukaryota; Viridiplantae; Streptophyta; Magnoliopsida; Gentianales; Rubiaceae.
CAAGCCGGCAGGCUGCACUGGUUAUUUUUUCCACGAAUCCAUCCAAAAAGCAAACCAUAUACUAUAACGCCCACCCACCGAGCCGAAACAAGGGAAAAAAAAGCAUCCCACCUAAAAAGAAAAGUUUCCGUAUUCCAAAACGCAAAACCUGUAGCCCCACAAACAAUUCCCUUCACCCCAAAAAAAAAAGAAGUUUGUGCAAUUAUACAUACAUUACACUUCUAAAGAAAGCAAAAAAAGAAAAGAAGUUCCAGUUAUUGAGGACUGUGCGUUGCUUCUUGUUCGUGAGAAAUUAGUAGGAGAUAACAGCUGAAAAAAAUGGGAGUUUCCAUCCCCAUUUUGGUAAUUAUAACAUCUCUUCACCUCAUAGCCUUCGUUCUCGCUAUCGGAGCUGAACGGCGUCGAAGCACGGCUAAUGUUAUGCCGGAUAAGUACGAUGAAACGACUUACUGCGUGUACGGUACGGAUGCUUCGACCGUCUACGGGUUAUCGGCGUUUGGGUUGCUGUUAAUUAGUCAAACGGUGCUUAACGGCGUUACUAAGUGCUUGUGUUUUGGGAAAGGGAUGAUGGGUGGACGGUCUACUACCUGUGCUGUUUUCUUCUUCAUCUUUUCUUGGGUAAGCUUUUUGGGAGCCGAAGCAUGCUUACUGGCUGGCUCAGCUAGGAAUGCUUACCAUACUAAAUACCGAGGCAUAUUUGGUGGUAAUGACUUGUCCUGUGCUACCCUUCGCAAAGGUGUUUUUGCUGCUGGGGCUGCAUUGACCUUGCUAUCCAUGAUAGGCUCCAUUUUCUACUACUGGUCUCAUGCCAAGGCAGAUACAGGUGGAUGGGAAAAGCAAAACACUGAAGGACUUGGAAUGACAACAUCCCAUUAUAUGGAGAAUCAACAGGAAUUGAAGGUCUAAUCAUGGUUUGGUUGUAGUGCUUGUGUAUCAAUAGUUUCUGGGGUAUGUUUUUGAUGAAAAUUAGAAGAUCUGGAAAGGUCCUUAAUGAGCUAUGUAUCUAAAGUAUCUGUCUAUAGGAAAAGGUUUGCACUUCAGAGGUUUUUCCCGAGGGUUUUCCUUUCUUUAGUCCUUUGUUGGAUGUUAGUAGAUAAAAUCACUUCUUCUCAGCUAAA